Vigna unguiculata (cowpea) is the source of this 666-nucleotide messenger RNA. RefSeq lists its product as uncharacterized. The record is from RefSeq and is a predicted model, not a curated record. Lineage: Eukaryota; Viridiplantae; Streptophyta; Magnoliopsida; Fabales; Fabaceae.
AUGGCACCUUACGAGGCCUUGUAUGGCAGGAGAUGUCGGACACCUUUGUGUUGGCAGCAGGAUGGAGAGUCUGUGGUUCUUGGCCCAAAAUUUUUACAACAGACUACUGAGAAAGUAAGGGUAAUACAGGAUCGGAUGCGUGCAACUCAGAGUCGGCAGAAAUCCUGCGCAGAUAAGAGGAGGAGGCCACUUGAGUUUGAGGCUAGUGACCACGUGUUCCUCAGGGUUACACCUACAACAGGUAUUGGGAGAGCAUUGAAGUUGAGGAAGUUGACUCCUCGAUUCAUCGGUCCAUAUCAAAUUACCAGGCAAAUUGGACCGGUGGCGUACGAGAUUGCAUUGCCACCUCACUUGGAAAACUUGCACAAUGUUUUCCACGUAUCACAGUUGAGGAAGUACGUGGCGGAUCCUACUCAUGUGCUGGAGCAAGAUGAUGUACAGGUGCGUGAGAAUCUAACUUUGGGGGUUGGACUAGUGAGAAUUCUGGAUUCUCAAGUCAAACAACUCAGAGGGAAGGAGAUUCAGACUGUGAAGGUCCUCUGGGACGAGGCAACCCAGGAGAUGACAUGGGAGAUAGAGGACCUCAUGAGGAAGUUUUAUCCUCACCUUUUUGCUGGUAAGUAUUAUUUUUGUGGACGAAAACUUUUAAAGGUAGGGGUAAUGUAA